Dunckerocampus dactyliophorus (ringed pipefish) is the source of this 1593-nucleotide messenger RNA. RefSeq names its product radial spoke head component 1 (gene rsph1). Gene Ontology annotation, biological process: axoneme assembly; spermatid development. Gene Ontology annotation, cellular component: nucleus; motile cilium. NCBI's taxonomy places the organism in Eukaryota, Metazoa, Chordata, Actinopteri, Syngnathiformes, Syngnathidae. The record is from RefSeq and is a predicted model, not a curated record. Bases 103 to 882 code for a protein of 259 amino acids. The transcript is spliced from 7 exons.
UCCGGUUUUUAAGCUUGGGGGUGUUUCUACGCCUCAACACCUCAACUUGGCACAACUCCUUAACAAAACGGUCAUUUACUACGACUUUUAACCACAUUUAUCAUGUCCGACAUCGACUCUGACGAGUUUGACGAGGAACGCAAUAAACUCGGGGAAUAUGAAGGCGACCGAAACGAAGCGGGAGAGAGACAUGGGACGGGAAAAGCUACCCUGCCCAAAGGAGACGUGUAUCAAGGACGAUAUGAACAUGGCAAAAGACAUGGCAAGGGAACAUAUCGCUUCGUCAAUGGGGCAAGAUAUGUAGGAGACUAUCAUCAAAACAUGAAACAUGGACAAGGCGUCUUCUACUACCCUGAUGGAUCCAAAUACGAAGGCGCUUGGUCGGAAGACCUGAGACGGGGCUAUGGUGUUUACAGUUAUUCCAACGGGGACACGUACGAGGGAGAGUGGCUGAAUCACAUGAGACACGGUCAGGGCACUUACCGUUACCAUGACACUGGCUCGGUGUACACUGGAAAAUGGGAGAAUGGCAAGAUUCAGUCCACUGGAGAGUUCAUCCACGCCAACCACAGAUACAGCAGUAACUUUGUCGACAACAUCCCAUCUGGCCCAGGGAAGUACGUGUUUGACAUUGGCUGUGAGCAGCAUGGUGAAUACCACCAGAUAGAGCAGGACAGGGCUGAAGGCGACUGGAAUGAGCAAGGCUCCACUACUGUUCUCAAAUGGUUUCCUAAAUGUAUCACAGGCCUGACUCAACAGGAGACAGACGCUCCACCCGAGGCUCCACCUGAGGCUCCACCCGAGGCUCCACCUGAGGCUCAACCUGGGGCUCAACCCGGGGCUCAACCCGGGGCUCCGGCCGAGGCUUCACCUGAAGCUUAGCUGUCCCAACUGGAUCCCACAAGCAGCCUUGGACCAACCUUGCCAUAGCUUUCAUGUACCAAACAUUCACGAGGUCAAGAGAAGAAAAAGGCCCCUUACAGUUUUGGAUAAGUCGUACCUAAAAUGUCACAUUUACAUCGAAACAAUACAAAAAAUUGCUAUGAAUGAACACAUUCAUGCUUUCUCUUUUUUAGCAUUCUUUUUUUUCAGGACUGAGCUGAGAUGGUGCCACCUUUGUCCCAUCCCAAACAGCUGAGGAAUCAUAAUUUAAGUUUUUAUAGCUUCAGCACCCUCCCGCGGUUAAAGACCAUGUCUAAAUCGGUUUUGUGUUUGUUUUUGUCACCUGUAUUGCCACACUGAUUGCAAAAUAUUACAUAAAAUAAAAUAUAUAAAUGUAUGAAUUAAACAAAAAAUAAACUGAAAUAAUGUCAUAAUAAUUACAUUUGGUUCAAAAGAUCGAAUGUUGGACGUUAGUAAAUGGUAACAGUCAUUGUACUGUCAUGAAAAAGCAUUCAUCUCCAAAAAUGUUUGAUUUUUCUUCUCUAAAAAAUGAACCAAAUUGUUCCUUUUUGAUGUAACAUGUAAUUUCAUGUAUUUUGGGGGUGUUACCCCCCCACCAAGCUUACUAUUAAUCCAUUUGCUAAACCAGGGGUGGGGAACCUUUUUUUUUAAUAAGGGGUUUUAGUUUUUAUCAGUUCCUCUCAGCAAAAC